CUUCAAUUAACUGUUUUCGCAUUUUUUCAGAUUCACAGAUUUGGGGCGAGAAACGGUCCAAGGCAAAAGGCCAAUCCAUCUACGUCCAAUUGGCAAUUGCCACCCCUCAUUGAAGGAUGAUACCACCUUCGUGUCGCUCAAAACAACUCAUCUGCUUAGAUAAAUCAGAAAAAAAGAAGAGCCUCAAACGAUAAGGAAGGAAGGAUACUUGCCUUCGCUUGUCCUGCAAAAACUCUCAAUUCUCAAAUGGCUUCUCUUUCUCUCCCUAACAACUCUCUUCCAACUCUACUCCCUACGCAAUCUCCGAAAAACCCACUUCCCAAAGCCCUUCCCAUUGUGUCCGGAUCCUCACAAUCUCAGUUUCAUGGCCUCAAAUUCUCGCAUUCCCCAUCUCUGUCGAACCCAAAUUCUUAUUCUUCAGUGAAAACUGCUAUUUUCGCUAAGGUGAACAAAGGCCAGGCUCCACCUUCAUUUACAUUGAAAGAUCAGGAUGGGAAGAGUGUGAGUCUCUCCAAAUUCAAAGGCAAGCCUGUUGUUGUCUACUUCUACCCUGCUGAUGAGACCCCAGGCUGUACCAAGCAGGCUUGUGCUUUCAGAGAUUCUUAUGAGAAAUUUAAGAAAGCAGGGGCAGAGGUUGUUGGAAUUAGUGGUGAUGAUCCUUCAUCACACAAGGCUUUUGCAAAGAAGUAUAGACUUCCAUUUACAUUGCUGGCGGAUGAGGGUAACAAGAUUAGAAAAGAUUGGGGAGUCCCAUCUGAUCUUUUUGGAACUUUACCUGGGAGACAGACUUAUGUUCUUGACAGGAAUGGUGUUGUUCAACUAAUCUAUAAUAACCAGUUCCAACCUGAAAAGCAUAUCGAUGAAACCUUGAAACUACUUCAAAGCCUCUGAACCGGUGGGGUAAGACUGCCUUGUAUUCUUCUCCCAUGACUAUUGUGUUUGUUUUGUUGGUGUUAGACAGUGUUCCUAUAUUAUUUGCAGCCCUACCUAAGAUCCUGUGGCUUUUGCCGUGAAGCCUUGUAGCGAUGUUAAAGCGAGAUUUUUGCUAUUGGAAAUUUCAAAUUCAAUUGCUAAUUUUUUUCUUUCACAUAUCAUAGUUCCUGAACAACUGUCAGCAUUGAAUAUAUAGUAUACGUUUUUGGU
This is a messenger RNA of Tripterygium wilfordii, 1143 nucleotides long. Its product is annotated as peroxiredoxin Q, chloroplastic. Gene Ontology annotation, biological process: cellular response to oxidative stress; cell redox homeostasis. Gene Ontology annotation, cellular component: cytoplasm; chloroplast thylakoid membrane. The transcript has 4 exons. The record is from RefSeq and is a predicted model, not a curated record. Gene Ontology annotation, molecular function: thioredoxin peroxidase activity. Lineage: Eukaryota; Viridiplantae; Streptophyta; Magnoliopsida; Celastrales; Celastraceae. The coding region runs from base 247 to 891 and encodes 214 amino acids.